Pogonomyrmex barbatus (red harvester ant) is the source of this 3751-nucleotide messenger RNA. It is a transcript of the gene Ttc7, whose product is annotated as tetratricopeptide repeat domain 7. The record is from RefSeq and is a predicted model, not a curated record. Lineage: Eukaryota; Metazoa; Arthropoda; Insecta; Hymenoptera; Formicidae. Gene Ontology annotation, molecular function: protein binding. Gene Ontology annotation, cellular component: plasma membrane. Gene Ontology annotation, biological process: phosphatidylinositol phosphate biosynthetic process; protein localization to plasma membrane.
AGUACUUUUUCUAUGUUUUCACCAGCUUUACUUCACGAAAAAAUACGGAUCAUGUUGGUUACUGUCAAUGAAAGGCCUGUUUAGCUGUUUAGAACUUCUUAUAUGGUUCAUUUUUUUUUGUCUUUUUUUCAAUAAAAAAGAAAAAAGAUGAAUCGUGUAAGAAAUUUAGUUAAAAAGAAUAGGCCUAAAAUUUCACAAUAGGAAUACAUGUACUAUGAACAUAUGACGUAAGACAAAUUUUUUAAGAAUUUUCUAAACAUUUCUAAAUAAGACAACAUUAAAUUGGUUCCGGUGUUCGACAAAAUAUAAUAGAAAAACAUAAGUUAAAAUUCGUGAAAAUGAGAAAAUGACUGCAUUAUUGCUUAUGAUAAGGCGUUAUUUUCAUAUUCGAUAUUGGAGCAGCAAUCAAGAACACGACGGAAUGAUCGCACGGCCCUGUAUACGUCAGAGGCAUAUAUACCGACGCAGAGUCACGGAACGUGGAACUCGCGCGGAGCGUAUUCGCGGAGAGACAGCCAAUUACGAGUCUGGAAUAGAGAAACAUCACGUGCAUCGCACAUUACGUCGCAUAAACGAACAGCGAUUGGCUGCUGUUGAUCGGGGUGCACGAAUAUCACGCGAAUAUGCAAAUGCAUAUCUGGAAUGGUCGUGCGAGCGGGGAACGGGGCGCGGGGUCUCGUGACGUUCGUGACAGUUUGCCACGCGCACGUGUCCGUGGGUGGUUGUGCGUUUCCCGUUCACGUUCGGAGCAAACGGAUUCCUCGCCGCUGGACUGCCAUGACCGGCCGCGUUGAUUCCGCGCGAGGAAGUGUCACUGAUGAUCGAUACAUCGCCGCGUUCACGUUGUUGCUGCCGCCGCUGCCGCUGCUGCCCGGCACCGAUUGAGGUCUGGACCGCCAGGUGACUCGGACCGACGUGUGUGGAUCGCGAUGACGAGCAAGAAGAGUCACACCCUCCGCAUCGAGUCCGAGAUCGAUCGGAAUCGCGAGGACGGCAAUUGGAAGAAGGUUAUAGAGCUUGCGGAACAUCUAAAAGUGCAGUACCCAAGCAACGAAUGCCUCGCAAAUUUCUUAUGCGGAGAAGGAAGAUUGGAGAGUUUUCUGGAACAAACUCCACCAAUAGACGCCAAUAUUGCCAAAGCACGGAAUGGAUUGACAGAAACACGUAAAUACCUGUUGCUGGCGGCUAAUGAAAAAGAUAAGCAGGCUUUAGUUGUGCUGGAUGCUCAUCUGUUACUUGGAAAACUUCAUUAUGCGAUGGGGAUGUACGAGGAUGCGCUUCAUCAUUAUCAACAAGCUGAACUAGAUACACUCACAGAAAAGCAAUUACCAUGUCGAAGUUUACGUAUUAUAGCAGAGUCGUAUGCAAUUAAAGGUCUUUGUCUGGAAAGGCUUCCACCAAAUUCCAAGUCAAAAUACAAGAUUACAGAAUGGCAAGAACAGAUAAUCAAGUGUUACGAGAUUUCUGGCGACUUGACGUUAGUAUAUUUGCAGGAGCAAGACAAAAUUGCUAUGCAGCAACAAAAUGGUAUUUCCACAAUAAACACAAAUAACACAGGUACAUAUUCUACAUCAUCUCCAGUCUCUGCAAAGCAUAUCGGCCCGAUUUUGGAGACUGCGCUGCAAAGAGCACCAAUAUUGUACAUUCAAACCGGCAACAUACAAGCCGCUGUUAAUCGUUAUAGGGAAAUUUUAUCUGCUGUUGAAUCUACGACUACUCAAAGUCUGCGAGUAACGCUGACUAGACAAUUAGCGGAAGUGUUGCUGCGUGGAAUAAGCGGCGCUGACUACAAACCACCCGAGGGACAAACCGACACAACAGCAGCCCUAAGUAAUAGACGAAUAAAUCAUUAUUCGGGCGCCAAUCCAUCGGAUUCACCAUGGAAACCAAAGAAAUAUGCGGGGCCAAAUAUAUUCGUUCCUAGGAACGAAUACGAGGAGACGAUUCUGUUGUUAUUAAUCAGCGAGGCAAUGGCGGUGAGAGACGCCGUUCUCAGCCAAUCGCCCGAAUUCAAGGAAGCCAGAAUACACGCGUUUGAGAACGCUACUGCUAUCUAUGAUCUGCUCACGGUCGUCGUCGUUAGAUGGAGUCAAGUAGAACUUUUACACGAGUCUUUUGAAAGAGCAAUGAAAUUUUCCCAUGAGGAAGUACACAUAUGGACGCAAUAUGCGUUAUGUCUUAUAAGCAUGGGAAGAUACAUGCAUGCAUAUAGAGUUUUAAAGGUGGUCGCCAGGCUAUCUCCUCAGAAAGUAAUGCCUUGUCUAUUGGCUGCAAGGCUGUGUUAUGAGCAAUUGAAUAUAAUAAAUGAAGGUAUUGAAUGGAGUCAAAAGGCUUUGCAGCGAGAGAUGGCAAAUCCACAGGGAAUGCAAUCCAGAUGCCAUUUGUACAUUGGAAUCGGUCACAGUAUGCUCUCCGCAAAUACGAUCGUAAAGCAGGAUAAAGUGCAUCACACGAACACCGCGUUAGAUUUCUUUCAAAAAGCGCAACAGUGCGAUCCGAAUGAUCAUCUAGCUGAAUAUUACUUGGCUCACGAGUAUGCGAUAAAUAGGCAGAUAACCGAUGCCAUUGUACAUGUAAAGAUCGCGCUGAAUCUACGGGCAGAACACAUUCCGUCGUUGCAUUUAUUCGCGCUACUCCUGUCGGCACAUAAGCAAUAUUCUGAGGCAUUGCACGUGAUAAACAGUGUAUUAGAGGAAUAUCCGGACAAUUUGAAUUUCCUCUAUGUCAAGGCGCAUCUCGAAUUGCGAAGUAUUGGCGGCGUCGAUGCGUUAUAUACCAUCAGUCACAUGUUACAUCUGUGGAAAGAUCUCUAUGAAGAUCAGACGAACGUUAAUUGUAAUGAGCAACAGAGCGAGAAACGCAGCGAGACCAGAAGUGUCUUUCAGCUUUACACGUCAGAAAUGUCCGAUAAAGAUUCUAGUUCCCUGCAUGCGCAAUCAUUAGCUGCUUCAAGAGUUGAGCAAGCUCUUUCCGAGGUCGCUUCGUCGAUUAGCUCGUUCACACCGAAGCCAGGGCCGCAGAGAGCAUGGCUGCUGCAAUUGCAGAUCUGGCUUCUACUUACUGAGGUUUUCCUUAUCCUAGACCAACCAAAUGGCGCUGUUCUAUCUCUCCAAGAGGCCACCAAUAUCUUUCCGCUGAGUCACCAUAUUAUGUACACGCGUGGCCUUUUACACGAGUACAAGCUGGAGUAUACAGAAGCGAAACAAUGCUAUCAAAAUGCUGUUUCAAUUAAUCCUUCACACAUAAAGAGUCUACAACAUUUGGUAAUUGUUGCGUUGCAUUAAUUCUUAAACAUAUAUAUAUAUAUAUAUAUAUAUAUAUAUAUAUAUAUAUAUAUUUGUAUUGUCAUUAAUUUAAUGGAUUGGAUGGUACAACGUACGUUAUAUUUCAGGUAUAACUUGGGCAUGGUGUUAGAAUCGUUGGGUGAAGUGGAAGCUGCUAGUGAUUGUAUGGCGACGGCGCUGGAGGUCGAAACGACAAAUCCCAUUUUACCGAUCUUGUCGAUACCAGUUACCUUUGAGUGAUUCGAUCUCUUAGGGAAAUAAGAUUCGACGAAAUCACACGAUCUGUCUUUUUCUCUUUCCGCGGGCAUUUCCUCACCUUCCCGUCAAUAGUACCUGGACACACACAUGUUGUACUAUUGUAUAAACUCAUUGUUAAAAGAAAAAGAAAAAAUACUUUAAUUGUACAAAAUAGUUACAAUCGAUGUAAUAAAUUUGAAUAAAGUCUUAUCUCCAAAGUGUUAGACGAA